Messenger RNA from Schistosoma bovis, 2278 nucleotides. The record is from the annotation of a GenBank genome assembly. Lineage: Eukaryota; Metazoa; Platyhelminthes; Trematoda; Strigeidida; Schistosomatidae.
UAAGCGAAAGCUUCUUCUAUUCCGUCCACAACCAUUUGAACCAUUUGAACCAUUUGAUAUGACAACGGGAAUAGGUUUAGCUUAACCAGUAGAGCGUGAUGCGGAAGCAUCGCUAUUCUGAGAAUCCAAACAAAUUUGAGCCUAACGUACUUUUUUUUACGGGUCAAGACAACUCAGAGGACAUGACAGACGAGUAGAAAAGACGAAAUAUCUAUGGUAUGUGAUUUUUCCAGCUCUUGGAACCUGGUACUUGAAUAAACGGUGUCUGCGGUAAAUAUAAAUAUUUCCGCGUGACCUACGUGAAGGUCAUACCUUGGGAUAAUGCCAAUCGUGUCUAUCUCUCAAUCGGUUUUAUUCCGCAAACUUCAAAAGGAAUAUUCACAAGAAGAAUUUGAAGAAUUAUGCUUCAGUUAUGGUCUCGAACUGGACGAAGUUGUAACGGAAAAAGAACUAGUUACUAGAGAAAAGGGAAAGGAAAAGUCUAGAGGGUGUAGUAUCGAGCCGGUUUAUAAGGUUGAAAUACCUGCUAAUCGUUAUGAUUUACUUUGUCCUGAGGGUUUAUCUCGAGCUCUUAUGAUAUUUGAAUCAAAGAUUAAGCCUCCGGUUUUUAUCACCAAGAAACCUCAAAAUCUAAUUCAGUUGCAUGUUUUGCCGUCGACCCAAAGUGUUAGACCUUUUGUCGUUGCUGGUGUAUUAAGAAACAUCGUGCUGGAUGAGUCUAGGCUCAAUAGUUUCAUCGAUUUACAAGAGAAGCUCCAUCAAAAUUUGUGCAGAAAACGAUCUUUAGUGGCCAUUGGAGCGCAUGAUUUGGACACUUUAAAUCCACCUUUCUUCUAUGAUGCUAAAUGUCCUAAAGAUAUUCGCUUUAAAGCGUUGAACAAAACUGAAGAGCAUAGUGCUGAAGAACUAAUGCAAAUAUUUUCUAGUGAUUCACAUUUAAAACAAUAUCUCUCAUUAAUUCAAGAUAAACCUAAAUAUCCAAUUAUUUUCGACAGUUCCAAUACUGUUCUAUCAAUGCCUCCAAUAAUAAACGGUGAACAUUCUCGUAUUUCUACUAAAACACGAAACGUUUUUAUUGAAGCAACUGGAACUGAUUUACACAAAGCUAUUGUUGUUCUCGAUACACUUAUCACAAUGUUCUCAGAGUAUUGUGAGGAACCAUUUACCGCUGAAUCUGUCGAAGUUAUUCAACAUGAUGGCAGUCGUUUUUUAUAUCCACGUCUAGAUUAUCGUGAUGAAGUUGUCAGUAUUGAUUAUAUCAAUCGUCAAUUAGGUACUAAUAUUUCUGAAACAGAAGUGAUCAAUUUAUUAAAUCGUAUGGGUUUCACUUGUACAACUGUAUCGUCGAAUCAAUGUAAAGAUUCAACAGGUCAAAAUGCAACUGGUCUAAUCUCUGUAAGAAUACCACCUACAAGGCAUGAUAUUUUACAUGCAUGUGAUAUAGCUGAAGAUGUUGGGAUUGCAUUCGGUUAUGAUAAUAUACCUGAAUGUUUACCACAAACCUAUUGUGUAGCUGGUAAUCAACCAAUCAGUCGGUUGACAGAUCUUAUUCGUGCUGAAAUAGCUCAAAUGGGAUUUACUGAAGCAUUAAGUUUCUCAUUAUGCUCCAGGGAAGAUAUCAGUACUAAACUGAGGCAAAAAUUAGAUGAUAUCCCAGCUGUACACAUAUCUAAUCCUAAAACGCUUGAUUUUCAAGUUGUCAGAACCAGUUUAUUACCAGGAUUGUUGAAUACAUUAGCCAGUAAUAAAAGUUUACCAUUACCUUUGAAAUUAUUUGAAGUUCAAGAUAUUGUACUGAAAAAUCCAUCUAAAGGUAAGAAUAUAUAUACAUAUAUACUACUGUUUAUUUCUGGGAGUAACCUUAGUUAAAAAAGGAUUGGUCAGCUGUUUCCUCUCAGAAUGAGACUCUUUAACACCGUACAACUACAACCGAGCAUAUGAAUAAUCGAACCCAAAACUAUUUAUUAUUGCGUAACUACAGUUAGUUUGUCAUAUAAACUAUAAAAUGGAACAGUCUCCACAAACCCUUUGUAUUAAAUAUCAAUUAUAGUAGUUGGUUAAGUGUUGAAUGAUUCACUAAAGUUAAAGUCUAUAUAGACUAUUCUAUUUUCAGUUGUAUAUCUUAAUAGUAUAAUUCUUACUGUAAGAUGUUUUGAGUUUGAGCUUGUUUGUUGUAUCUUUAGUGACCCGAUAUCUGACUCCAGUUAGAUCGUAUGAUUGUUUGUCAGUCAGUCAGCUACAACGUAGGACCAGGCACAUAUGUGCAUCGGUCCAGGUU